UUAAACACAAAAUUAGUGCUGCUGCUCAGACAGACAACAGCAAGACAACAUGGAGGUCACAGCUCUCUGCUGCAGACUGUUGAUGACUGUGACGAUCCUGCUGCGUGAACAUGAUCAGAAAGUUGUUGCAGUUUCUCUUCGUAUCGAUCCAAACAGACUGCAGUUCUUCGAAUAUGAGCGUGUAACUUUUACCUGCGAGGGGCUCUUUGAUUGUAAAAUUGGACAUAGAUCCAAAAGCAACAUACCACCAUCAUCCUGCAACAUAACAUCUGUAUAUUCAGACGACAGUGGGGAGUACUGGUGUGAGGCUGGAUUUGGGAAUAGAAGCUACAGUAUAAACAUCACUGUCACUGCGGGUUCUGUGAUCCUGGAGAGUCCCGCUCUUCCUGUGACGGAGGGAGACAAUGUGACUCUGCGCUGCAGAAACAAGACGCCCGCCUCAGACCUCACAGCUGGUUUCUAUAAAGAUGGCGUCUUCAUCAGGAACAGCACUACAGGAAACAUGACCAUCCACAAUGUUUCCAAGUCUAACGAAGGACUCUACAAGUGCAGCAUCUCUGGAGCUGGAGAGUCAGCAGAGAGCUGGCUGACUGUCAGAGUUUCAGCACAUUUCCCCGUCAAACAUCCGCUUUCCUCCAAUUCCACACCAUGGAUCAUAGUUGCUGUUGUUUCGGUGGUUCUGCUGUUGGUGUUCGGACUGUAUCACUUUCACAAAGAUUACUGGAACACAGCAGGUUUCUACCUGUCCACAGGGACACCUGGAUCAGGCUCCACUCAGGAUCAAACAGUAUCUGCAGGGGCCAGUGCUGAGGCUGCAGACAAUGAGGCAUAUGCUGUUGUAACAGUAAACAGGAAGAAGAGAGAUGAGAAUGAAUUUAUGUCUACACACUGUUACUACGUCCUGGGCCAGGAUGACGCUCAAGAGCCGGCAGAACCAGGAGCGUCCAGUAUCACAGCCUCAUCAGUUCCCUCAGCAGGUACCGACCCACCUGUAGAAGGAAAGGUCUUCUACUCUGUAGUCAAGAAGGUCACUGAGAGAGAAUGACUGGAGGAGGAGAAGACACAUUCACAGUUUCACUCACUCAACCUAAAUUAGCAACGUUGUGACGUGAGUGCAAGCGGCGAGCAGAACAGGCAUGCUGGGUAUUAUUUUUGUAAUUGUACAAGCUGUUUCAGCCCCAUAUGUGUUUAGUGUGUUACAAAUAUGUCAUUAUUUCUGCACAAAACUGUACUAAUAAUGGAAGAAUGAAUGUACUUCAUAUGUCAUUACUUUGACUAGCAUGUUGAUAAAGUGUUAGUGUAGUACAAGUACAACUGUCUGUACAUUCAUGAGGACAAUAAACAGUGAGUGUGUUCAUAUUUCACCAAUGAGCUUGACUAACACGGUUGUGAAUACAUGAGAAAUUCUCAGCAUUUUAAAAUGGACUAAUGUGGCUCAUCAUCAUACAGCGUUCAUCUGAGCUCUGCGUCUAUAUUUAAGAGGUGUCAGUUUCUUUCGGUCUCACGGUUGAACCACUUUGUUCCAUCAGCUCUGUGCAUGUGUUCACGAGAGAGCGGCUGCUGCAGCGUUCACACACUCACUCCCUGCGGUUGCAUCACGGUCGUGAAACAGACGCGCUGGGUUUGUGGUUGUCUCUGUCAGAUUCUCGUCAGCAGGAUGGAGCGGUACAUGUUUCAUGAAAGGCUAAAGGUCACGAAUGAGAGGUACAUAAAUAAACUAGUACAAUUAGAUAAUUGCAACUAUUUGGUCACGGUGACCUCACAAAACAUUUUUUAGCCAUUACU
Molecule: messenger RNA, 1785 nt
Organism: Seriola aureovittata
Lineage: Eukaryota; Metazoa; Chordata; Actinopteri; Carangiformes; Carangidae
Product: low affinity immunoglobulin gamma Fc region receptor II-b-like
Exons: 10
Coding region: 50-1045 (331 amino acids)
Biological process (GO): cell surface receptor signaling pathway
Molecular function (GO): transmembrane signaling receptor activity
Source: RefSeq, a predicted model, not a curated record